CAGCAGGCUCUGGUCUCAUACGACAGCUCUUGUGAAACACUCGGCCAUUGGCUGCGUGAAACUGAGGCUGAGGUGAAGGACCAAGAGCUGAAGUCGUCUCUUGAUGAUAAGAUUAACCAAGUGGAACAUCUCAAGCGUAUACAACAACAGAUUCUCGACAACCAAGCCAAUUUGAUGAGCUGCAGUCAAUGGCUUCCCAAGUACAGGGUACUGACCCACGACAACUCAACUACAGCACGCAACUUGCAACCAAAUACGAGGGACUUAAAACCAGAAUUAAGGAUGCCAUUUGUAAAUGUCAAGACAUGGCUGACGAGCACCAGGGUUACCAGACCAACUACUCCCAGGCCAUGGACUGGGUAUCCACUCUGAGGAAGAGACUUCAGGUGUGUGCUGACCUGGUCGGGGACAGGCAGGACGUGGAAGACAGACUCGCCAAGCUGCAGGAGCUGGCGGCGGAGAAAGAUGAUGGCCGACACAGCAUUAUGCAGACCAUCGACAUGGGAGAGAAACUCUACCCCAGCACCGCAUCCGAGGGCAGGGACGCAAUCAGGCAGGAUCUUAGAAACCUGCGUGAACAGUGGGAGUCUCUGUGUGACGAGGUGGCCUUGACCCAGAGGAAACUCGAGUCCACCAUGAUGGAGUGGGCGGCCUACGAUGAGAACUUUGAGCAGUUCCAGAAGUGGCUCCUCGAUGUGGAGGUCAAACUGAAGGAAGACGCAGAACUCAAGACAACACUGCCAGACAAGAAAGCCCAGCUACAGAAUCAUAAGGUUCUCCAUCAAGACAUUUUAUCUCGACAACACAUCAUUCAAAGCUUGUCGGAGAAAGCACAGAACUUAACCCAGUCAUCUCCAGCAGCAAAAGUGCAGAAAUUUGUCAAUGAACUCAAUAAUAAAUACGAGAAAUUGUGCAAGUCCUCAAAGAAAAUCCUUGGGAAGUUUGAGACGGCGGUCAAGGACCACCAACAGUACCAGGAUGCUUGUCAUGACUUCCAAGACUGGCUGAAUCUGUCCCGAGAGAAACUAGAGUCGUGUACCGACAGAUCGGGCGAUAAACUUUCACUCCAGAGCAAGAAGGAAAGAUUAAAGGAUUUCACCAACAGUAUUUCUGUUGGAGAAACCAAACUGUCGAACACCAAAGAGCUGUGUAACAAGACAUUUAAGAACACGUCUCCGUCAGGUUGCGACAUCCUGCGCCGUGAACUCGAGCACCUGCAGCGAGAGUGGGAUGAUUACCGCGGGCUGAUGAGUCAGGCGGAGAUGUCACUCGACCAGGCCAUGGUGCAGUGGGCCGAGUUCGAAACCAAGUUCGACACGUGUGCCGACUGGCUGAAGGAAAUGGAGCAGCAGGUUAAGAGUUACGAACUCAAGUCCACUCUUAAGGAGAAAGAGACGCAAGUGGAUAAGUUUAAGAAACAACGAGAAGAAAUCCUGUCCCAUCAACCUGAGAUUGACCGUUUUAUGGACGAUGCUCAGAAUUUGAUGCACACGAGUUCUGAUGUGCGUCUCAGCACCCAGGUGUCUCAGCUGACAAACCGAUACCAGGCGCUUCUAUCUCUCGUUAAGGACUUAAUAAACAAGUGGGAGAAGUACGUACAUGAACACAAUACCUAUGACAAUCGUUUGAGCGAAUUCAACCAGUGGCUGCACCUAGCGAACCAGCGUCUGGAAACCUGCCAACAACCGGUGGGCGACCAGGAGUCUGUGGAGGAAAAACGAGCUCUCAUCCAAAUCUUGUUCUCUGAGAAAGAACACGGUUUACAGAAACUCAACUUGACAAUCGAGGCUGGCGAGAAGCUCUAUCCCGACACCGCAGCUCUGGGGCGGGAGAAAGUGCGCCAGGACAUCCGAUCUUGCAAGGAGAGCUGGGAACGUCUGUUCACUGGGUUGAACGAUGCACAGAGAAAGGUUGAUGCGUUCCUCCUGCAGUGGUCGUCGUAUGCCGAUGGACAGGAUCAGCUGAUGCGAUGGCUUGGUGAGACAGAAGCAGCAUUAAGGUCAGAUGUUGAGGUGAAGAACACGCUGCAAGAAAAACGACUUCAGCUGCAGACACACAGGUCUCUGCUACAAGACAUCCACUCUCACCAGCGCUUGAUCGACUCGGUGGUUGAGAAGGCCCAGGGUGUUCUACAAACCACUGCCAAUGCCGACGUCGCGUCCUUCAUAACCAGUGUCAACUCGAGAUACGAAAAACUCACCAUGGAUGCCAAAGCCCUGAUCAGCAAGUCUGAGCAGCACGUGUUGUUCCACCAGCAGUACCAGGACGCCCUGCACGCGGCGGUCGAUUGGAUGACUCAGAUGAAGGACAAACAGACCAUGUGUGCUGACACGUCUGGAGACAGACAGACCAUACAGAACAAACUCGAUAGACUUCACGAGCUGAACACAUCUCUACCCGAUGGCAUGAGUAAGAUCAAAGAGUGUGAGGAAAAUGCUGAAGCGACGAUGAACACGACCGCACUGAAGGGUCGCCAGUCUAUCCAGCAGGAGGUGGAUGUCCUGCACCUCGACUGGGAGGACUACACCCAGAAACUGAACUCCCUGAAGGACAACCUUGAGCAGGCACUGCACUACUGGAUCAUCUACGAGGAGAACUACGACAAGGUGGCUGGCUGGAUCAAGGACAUGGAGAAGAAGGUCAAGGAAGUGCCACUAAAAUCAACCCUGGAGGAAAAACGCGAACAGCUCACAUGGUAUCAGGCACUGUAUGAGGAGAUAGUGCACCAGGACAUCAUGAUUAGUGAAGUUGAUGAUUUUCACCAAGAUCUUCGAAAUCGCCAGCAUGACAUAGAUAAAUUCACUGACGAAGCUCAGACUUUACAGCAGUUGACUGGGGAGGCACGUGUCGGCAAUUUUGCAUCCCAGCUAGCAGCACGAUACCAGACUUUGCUUACAGCUGCUAAGAGCAACAUAAAGAAAUGUGAGCAGAAUGUGGAAGACCACAAGCUGUUCAAGGAGAAGUUCAACAACUGUUCUCAAUGGCUGGCUAAGGCUAAAGCGAAGUUCGCUGAAUGUUCCGAUGCGAGUGGGUCCCGAGCUGAACUGGAGGAAAGGUUGGAGAAAGCUCAGGAUCUUCUUCGCGAUCGUGAUGCGGGCUUCGCUAAGCUAAGCCAAGUUGUUGAGGCAGGAGAGAAGCUGUACCCUAACUCUGCGCCAGAAGGCAGAGAGAGCACCAGACAGGACCUGCGCAAGCUGAAGCUGGACUGGGAGUCUCUGUUUGAUGACCUCUCUGCCGUCCAGCGCAGGCUAGAGGUGUCUCUCGUGCAGUGGACGUCAUUUGAUGACAGCUACAGCCAGGUGGAGAACUGGCUCAGAGAGAUGGAGACUCAGCUGGAGGGGACCACUCCGCUCAGGUCCACGCUGGAGGAGAAGAAAUCACAACUACACAACUAUAAGGCUCUGCACCAGGAUGUGUUGUCAUACCAGCGAGUGAUAGACAGCAUCAGUGACAAGGCUCAGUCUCUUGUUCAGAGCAGCAACAACCCGGAACUGUCGCGCUUCAUCUCCGGGACUGGCACUCGCUAUCAGAAACUCUGCAUUGCUGCUAAGGACCGUGUGCAGCAGUACGAGGUGUUUGUGGCUGACCACCAACAGUACAACGAUGCAUACAACUCCUGCGUUGACUGGCUCAACAGCAUCCGUGAGAAACUCUCCGUCUGCUCGGACGUGUCUGGAGACCGACACGCCAUUCAGAGUAGACUGGACAAAAUCCAGCGUCGUUGUGAUAUACUUGCAACCAGAAUGGAGGGCGAGCCUAAGGUUAAAAAUGUUGUGGUGCUGGCAGAGAAGGUGUUGCCGCACACGGCUCCACAAGGGAAAGAAAUAAUCGUCCGUGAGACUGAUGCUCUGCGUGCUGACUGGGAGGCAUUCAUCUCAGCCCUGGCUAAGACAAAGAGUGACCUGGAGAGCUGCAUGAUUCAGUGGAAGGAGUUUGAGACCUGGCAGGAGAAGUGCGCCGACUGGCUCAAGGAAUCUGAGAACAAAAUCCGCAGCACAGACCUCAAGUCUACACUGCAAGAAAAACAGUCACAGCUCGAAAGAUUAAAGGCUCUGCAGACAGACGUUGGAAACCAUCAAGGUGACCUUGACUCACUGAGUGAUGCAGCCCAAGACUUGGUGCAGCUCAGCACAGACACGAGAGUUGUCAGUCAGGUUUCCCAGCUGUCCACCAAAUACCAGAUGAUCAACGUGAACAUCAAGGAGCUGUGUCGCCGCUGGGAGCAGUAUGUUCUGGACCACGAGUCGUACAUCACUUCUUUUGACCAGUGCAGGACAUGGCUGAGAGACAUGAAGGACAAGGUUUCCGCGGUGAUGGACGUAAGCGGUGACAAGGGUACAAUACAGGACAGACUGAAGCGAGUCCAGGAGCUGAUGUCUGAGAAGGAGGAAGGACUCCACAUGCUCCAGAUUGCCCUGGACAACCUGCAGGUUGUGUUGCCCAACACGUCGGUGGGCGGCCGUGACAGCAUGCGGCGCGAGAUGCAGGCCAUGCAGCAGGACUAUGACGGUCUGUCCGGGGACCUCAAUGAGGUCAAACUCAAGCUGGACGGCUGUCUGGCGCAGUGGACAGUGUACGACGACAGCGUCCAGCAGCUACAGCGCUGGCUCCACGACCUCGAGACACAAGUCCAGACCGACUCACAGCUGCAGAACACACUGCAGGAGAAGAAAUUACAGCUUGACAGGGUCAAGGUGUUACAGCUGAACAUCAAUUCUCAACAAAGCACCAUUGACAGCAUGAAUGACAAAGCUCAGAGUUUGAAACAAACCAGCAAGGAUACAAGUCUGAGCAACCAGAUUACGGAGAUUAUUUCCAGAUAUGAAAAGCUUGGAGCUAAAACAAAAGAGCUGCUUCAGAACUGUGACACGAACCUGAGGAACCACCAGCUGUAUCGCGACAGCUACGUCGACAUGACGGACUGGCUCGCCGCGGCCAUGGAUCGGCUCAGCAUGUGCAGUGACAUCCGCGGAGACCGACAUGCUAUCGAGGCCCUGCAGCACAAAGUACAGGAAAUUGUUAACACUGUGGACACUGGGAAGCAGAAAAUGGAAACAGUUAGAACUAAAGGUGAAAGCAUCCUUCCACAGACGUCCAGCCAUGGCCAGGAGCUGAUUAAAGAGGAACUCACCAUGCUGGCUAAUGACUUUGCAGGGUUUGAGUCUAAUCUGGCUGACCUUGUCAGUACACUAGAGAACCUGCAUGACCAGUGGCAGCGUUACGAGGUGUACUACGAGGAGCUGAGUCAGUGGAUCAAGGACAUGGAGGCCAGCAUGAAGGCCGACUCGGAGCUCAAGUCCACCGUGGAGCACAAGACCAUCCAGCUGGAGAAACAGAAGAAUGUCCAUGAGGAAAUCAUUGAGCAGCAGACAGCGUUUGACAACCUGGCUGAGCAGGCCCAGAUUCUGAUGCAGUCAUCUAAAGACAGCCGAGUGUCUACACAGCUCACACAGAUGGGCUCUCGAUACACCACACUCAUGACUCUCUCCAAGGAUCUGAUGAAGCGUUAUGAACAGCACUGUCAGGACCACCAGCAGUACAGCGAGGUGUACAAUGAGGCCAUAUCCUGGCUCCAGGCCACCCGUGACAAGCUGUCUGUGUGUGCCGACACCUCGGGUGACCGCUACACCAUACAGACACAACUUGAGAAGUUACAGGAGUUCAAUGUGAUGAAGGAGGAAGGUCAGGUUUUGAUCCACACUGCCAACACGUGGGGAGAGAAGACGAUGAUGAACUCGUCUGUGACUGGGCGCGAGAUGAUUCGGGAGGAGCUCCAGCAGCUACAGACGGACUGGGAUGAGCUCGUUUCCGAGGUGACGGACACCAAGGUGCUGCUGGAGUCAUGUCUGCUGCAGUGGACCGAGUUCAGCGACAGCCACUCCAACGUACAGAAGUGGCUCAAAGAAAUGGAGAAGAAACUCCGAGAAACGUCACCCAAAGCAGACCUCAGUGAGAAGAAAGGAGAGCUGCAGAGAAUAAAGGUGAUAUAUCAGGAUAUCGUGUCCUAUGAGCAGAUGGUGGAGUCGAUGACUGUAAAAGCUCAUCAUUUGGCUGAGAAAAGUCCCGCAAGUCACACUACUACCGACACAUCUCAGAUAGCUGGUAGAUACCACACUGUCAAGGAACAGGCUAAGGAACUUCUUGCAAAGAAUGAGCAGUAUGUUGCAAACCACCAGGACUUCUUGGACAACUGCAACCAGUUCAUCAUGUGGCUGCGUACCGCCAUUGAAAAAUUGGCAACCUGUUCAGACACGUAUGGAGAGAAAUCUGCCAUCGAGGGAAAAAUAGAAAGAGUUCAGGCUCUGGUACAGAACUUAACCGAAGGAACCCAACGACUUUCUCUUGCAACCAAAUCAGGGGAAGCUACUCUACCCAGCACAUCACCAAAAGGACAGACAAAGAUCCGCCAUGAGCUUCAGACAAUGCACAAAGACUUUGAUGAAUUCCGUGGUCAACUUGUUAAGGCUCAGUCUGACUUGGAAGUGUGUCUGUCACGAUGGGAGGAGUUUGAAGCAAGUUUCCAGGAAUUUAACCAGUGGCUGAAAGACACUGAAAACAUGAUGAGGUCAGAGUUUGACCAAAAGGGCACAGUGGAUGAGAAGAAACACCAGUGGGAACAAUAUCAGCAUCGUCUUGAUGACAUUUUGUCUCACCAAUCAUCCCUGGACUGUGUCAGUGAAAAGGGACAAGCUCUCCUGGAGACCAAUGCUGAUGCAAGGAUUUCACAUUCCAUCACUCAGAUUACCACCCGCUAUCAGGCAGUCAUCGCUCAUUCAAAGGACCUAGUCAAUAGUCUAGAAGCAUCAUACAAGAAUCAUGCAUCAUACCGACAGAACAAGUCACAGUUUGGAGACUGGCUGGUAGAAAUCAAACGCAAGCUUCAAGAAGUUGAAGAUGACCGUGGCACCAAAGAUAGCAUUGGAGAGAAACUAGACCACAUUGAUCAAAUGCAGGACUUUAUGGAUUAUGGACAUAACCUUCUACGAGCUUUGCUGGAAAGUUCUGAAAAAACUCAACCCUCAACCAAUCAAAAAGGCUGUCACAUUAUCCGACAAGAAACGGACACUGCCAAGAGUGAAUAUGAGGACAUACUCACCAAGAUGUCACAGGCCAGACGCAACCUGGAGAAUGCCCUGACUCACUGGAGUGAGUUUGACCGGCUCUACUCACAACUCGAGAGAUGGCUCACCGACUUGGAAACCAAACUGAGGAUGGAUCAGGAUUACAAAGCAGACCUUCCAGAAAAGAGAUCUAAUCUGGAGAAAUUUAAGGCCAUUGAAAGUGAUAUUAUGGGUCACCAGGAUAUCUUGGAUAAACUGCGCGAAAAAGCUGAUUUGGUCAAAGACUCUGCACCAGGAAGUAAUUUGGCAGGGUUGUUGUCAAGGUUUCAGAAUGUAGCAGCAAUAAGCAGGGAAGCCAUGGGAAAGGCCGAGGAGCAGGUGAUGUCCCAUGAAGAAUACCGUAAAGCAUACAUCGGCUGUCUAGACUGGCUGGCAAAUACCAAACAUCGACUGCAGCGACUGAGUGACUACUCGGGUGACAAGAGAACACUCCAGGACAGACUGCAGCAACUCAGGGACUUCAAGUCAGAUCUACAUACCGGUCAGGAUAUGGUGAAUCGUGUUGCAUCUCUGGGUGAUCGACUCUGCCAGACUACAGCGCCUCGAGGACAGGACAUCAUCCGUCGCGAGGUCCAGUCACUGCGGGAAGACUGGGGAGCUUUCUCAACCGCCGUCACCGAUGUAGAGAACAACCUGGAGUCCUGCAUCUCCAACUGGCUGGAGCUGGACGAUGACCACACCAUCUUGUUGACCUGGUUGACCAAGAUGGAGAAUGAUGUCAAAGGUUUGUCCGAGCCCCGAGCGAACCAGGCACUGAAGAUGAGACAAUACAAAGAAGGAGAGGAUCUGUAUGAUGACAUUAUUGCCAAGAAAGGAGCUCUGGACAAAGUCCGAGAGAAGGGCGACUCCAUCGCACAACGCAGCAGUGAUCCUCGACUGUCCAACAGCAUGAUGCAGCUGUCAACCAAGUACCAGUCACUCUGCUCUUCAGCAAAGAGUAUGUUGCAAAGACUGCGAGAUAAUCUCCAUGACCAGCAGUUGUACGAUGACUCUCUGAAUGCAGCAGCCAAAUGGCUGUCCCAGACACAGGAGCGAGUUAGAGUGUGCUCCGACACAUCCGGGGACUGGCAUUCCAUACAAGACAGAAUAGAAGACAUUAAAGACGUGACAUCCAGCAUGGAUGAGGGCCUCCAGAAGGUGAACUUUGUGUGUGACAUGGCCGAGAAGAUCCUGCCCAACACGUCGAAGGAGGGCAAGAAGCUGAUCGAGGAGCAGGUCACGGACCUGACCAAUGACUGGGAGAAGCUGAACGACCUCAUCCACGAGGGCUCCAACAUGCUAGAGGGUGUGCAGCAGCGCUGGCACGAGUAUGAGGAGUACUAUGGCAGCAUCGUCAAGUGGCUGGCCGACAUGGAGAACAUACUGAGGCAGGAGCCCGAGGCGAAGACUACACUGGCGGAAAAGAAAACACUGCAGGAUAAGUAUAAGUUGAUUCUACAAGACAUUGACACCCACCAUCGCCUUGUAAACGAGCUGGCUGACCGAGUGGCUAACCUUGAAGCUCUGUGUAGCAACCCGGAGGUGUCGGCCUCACUUGCUGACAUUGAGAACAGAUAUGAAGCUGUCAGAACCAAGGCUCGGCAAAUGGUGGACACCACCCAGAAUGCCUAUGAAGAUCACCUUGAGUUCCACGAAGCUCAGCAGGAAGCAGAGAAGUGGCUGCUGCAGAUGUCAUACCGUCUGAUGUCUCACAACUCACUCAAUGUCAGCUCCCUCGAGAUGACCCAGAGACAGAUUGACAAACACAGAGUUUUGUUGCGUGAGAUUGAGGACUACCGACACACCCUGGACCAGGUGAACCGGAAAGGUCAGCAGCUGAUUGCAUCCAAUCGGUUUGUGCCACAACUCGCCCAGCAGAUCCAGUCACAGAUACAGAAUCUCGAAGAGAGCUACUCCAAUCUCGAACUCACAGCUCGACAAAUUAGGGAUCGUCUGAAUGACGUGUUUCAGAAGUGGCAGCAGUACAAGGACUUGCUGGACACAGCAAUGAACUUCCUCCAGGACGACCUACCGUCCUGGCUGCAGGACAAUGAAGCAGACGUCCCCGACACACUGGAAGAAGCCCAGUCACAAAGGGAGAGCACUCAGUCAAUGCUGGACAAGCUGACCCAGAUGAAGCAGGAGCUGACCAACUCGUCUGUGCGCUGUGAGAACCUCGGCAGCAUGGACAGUCUCGACCAGACGGAGGCUGCACUCACUGACUCCAUCGCACAGCUAGCAGACAAGGUCAACGGAAUGAUCCACGAGGCCAUCAACCAGGUUGAGAAGCGACUUGAUCGGCUGCGUGAUAUAAUCCGACAGUGGGACAGUGUUGACCGACAGCGCACCGACCUCCGACACUGGCUGCACAGCAAACAGGAAGAGGUUAAUGACCUUGAACAGCGACCGUCCAAACUGCACGCGGAGGCUGCAGAACUUGACAUUGAGAAACUUAAGGCAUUGCGUGACGAGAUCCAGGCUCGCGGUCCGGCCAUCAAAGAGCUUCUUGCUCAGUACCACGCUCUGACCGAACACAACCCGUCUCUUGUGGACCCGGUUGUGCGCGCCCUCCAGGAUGACUGGGAGGAGGUGCUCGGUGAGUUGGACAUCCUCAUUGACCGUCGUCGCCAGGAGAUGGUGUCUGCAUGCGACCUGCAGCUGCAGCAGGAAACCAUGGAUGAAGACCUGGAGAACUACGUGAGGGAACUGGAACGCAUCGACCAGUCAGAAUCAUCAGUGCAGAACAAGAGCAUGCUGAUGAAGAAACUUUCUGAGGAUGUGGCUGCUAGACAUGAAGAGGUUGACGAGAUUCGAACCAAGGUCAAUGAAAUGGCCUCUAAGAUCAGUCCUCAAGAUGCUGAAUUGGUUGAGGACCGCAUCAGUGGUCAAGAGUAUGACAUUGUAACGGAGGAGCGUAAGUAUGCCGACCUGCUGGCGAGUGUUGAGAGGAAGCAGAAGCUGUACAACGUGAUGGACGGUAACCUGGAUGAGAUCCGGGAGGAGGCCGAGAAGUACCUCGCCUGGCUCACACAGCAGGAGGAGAAGGUCAGGGAGAAGGUCGACGUCGGAUACCAGGUGAAGGAGGCAGAGGCAGCUCUUGAGAAAGCAAAGGACCUGUAUGUGGAGCUGGAUCACCGCCAGGUCACACUGGACAGUGUGGCCAAGAAAGCGAAAAUACUGAUAGAGGAUCUUCCUGUCAAAGAACGAGAUGACGUUGAGCAUCUUAUUGCAACUGUGCAGAGGGAGCACGACAAGGUGUACAGCCUAGUCCAGCAGAAGUGUGACAUGUGUGAACAGGCUGUCUUGGAAAGGGUUGAGUUCCAGUCUAGUCUGGAGAAAGAGAACGGCUGGCUGCAAGAAAAGGAGAGACUGGCGGAAAAGAACGACAGCAUACGACUACUUGCUGUUGAUGUAGACAAACAGACAGAGAAAUGCAAGAACUUGUCAAAGGAAGUACAAAGUCACAUGACCCAUCUGGAGCCAAUCAAAGACAAGGCAGACAGUUUGAAAACUGAAUGUAGUGAGGAAACUGCUGCAGAGUUGGAUCAUAAGCUGGAUGAUAUCUCCCGAAGAUAUGAGAAUCUUCUCCAGAGACUUAAGUAUCAGUAUGAUCACUUGCGUGACUGUUCCGCAGCAAGAAAACAGUUUGAAACAGAUUCGCAGAAAAUAGACCGAUGGUGUAUGGAGACAGACAUCAAAUGUUCAGGGGAGUUAACUCUAGAUUGUGCAAUAGAAAUAUUACAAGAACAAGUUGAACAGUACAAGAAUUUGGAUAACAGCAGCCACAUGUUUGACUCACUGGUGUCUCAGACAAUCCAGCUGGGCGAGGGGUUCAAACCGGAGCUGUAUGACACAGAUCUGCCGGUACUGGAGCAGCAGUUAGAUGCACUGAGAGACAAACACCAGAGAGCAUCUAGCCAGGUGUCUGACAGACUGACAGUGUUGGAAACCACUCUGAAGAUACAGUCCCAGACUCAGUCGAGUAUCGAGGAAACCGCACGCUGGCUGACGGACACUCAGGAUCAGCUGCGAGAAGCCAGUGUCUCCAUCGGACCAAGUGUCAGUGAUGCUGAACACGUAGUGGCAAGAUAUGAGGCAAUAGAAGAGAAGAUAGCUGAAUACCAGUCUACUGUAGCAUCACUGAACCAGUCCGUUGAGCCUUUGAGAUCAGCAGGUCACGUGAGCAGUGCCGAUGAAAUUCUCCACCUGACAUCACAGUACGAACUGCUGAUAGACCAGGUGACUCAGCAACUGAACCGAUGCCGUCUGGCGGUGGUUGCCCGGCAACAGUUCCACACCCAGCUGGAGGAGAUGGAGAAUACCGUGCUGGACUGUGAAAAUCAGAUCGAGUCUGUCACGGAUCUCGGGGUGUCCAUACCGGCCCGCAUUGAGAAAUACACGACUGUUCUGGGAAAGCUUGAAGACCUAGAACAUGGACUGUUUGUAACCGAAGACCGAGCUCAGCAGAUUGGUAAGGAGGGAACAGAACAUGAUGCUGCCGCCAUCGCAGACCGACUAAAAAAACUGAGGUCAAAGGUCGACGAGCUGACCAAGACAGCUACAGAGAAGAGUGAAAACUGCAAGAAGAUUCAACAAGAACGAGAAGACUUCGACUCGUCUGUGGAGCAGACGCUUUCGUGGCUGGAGCAGAAGGAGAAUGCUUUAGCUUCAUGUGAAACUCUCGACUUGGACUCCACCAAAGUGAAACCCGUCCUUAUACGACAUCAGGAUAUGACGCAGCAAGCAUUGGAUAGCUUAAACUCUGUUAAAACGAAAGCUCAGUUUGAAGUUGAACACUACCAGAAACUGCAGGAACCUAUUCCUCCAGAGGUGUCUGCCAAACUCGUACAAAUAGAAACACUGGAGGAGUCGAUAAGGGAGGCGACUCAGAAGAAGGAGCAGUAUCUGGUGGAGGCCCAGGCUGAUCGAGAGUUGUAUGAGAACUCCAUCCAUCAAGUGACCUCAUGGCUGAAAGGGGCGGAGGAGUUACUUGACUCGGGAUAUGAUGGUCUCGAUUAUGACACACUUGACCAGACACUCAGUGAAUACACUGACUAUUUCUCCGAGGCAAGCCUGUGUCAGGAUGAGAUGGACCAGGUGAUGGAGCUGUCCGAGCGUCUCCUGCUCACCCUUGACCCCAACGACAAGGAAACUCUGCAGCAGUCUCUACACAAGGUCAGCAACAAACUGGCUGCUGUUCAGACCGCAUCGCAGAAAAAACAGGAGCAGCUCGAGGAGAAGACGUCAGAGUGGAGAGAGUUUCUGGAGUCUCAUGAAGAACUGAAUGGUAUUCUACAGUGUCUUGAAGAAGAGUGGACCGAGCUGGAGAAGGGACCACUGACCAGUCCAGCAGAAAUACAACAAGCUUUUCAACUGACAAAGGAAUUCUGUGGUAAACUGGAGGCCAAUCGACCUUCUGUUGAUGAACAGAAUGAGCGAGCGAGGUCACUGGACAGAGUGGCUUCUUCCAACAGUCGGUCAGUGAUAGACAAAUUAAUGACAUCUAUUAACAACCGCUGGGACUCCCUCACAAACGAGUGUGAGACAAGGCAGACAACUCUAGAGGACAUGGGAGGGCAGUGGCAAGACUUCAACUCCAUGCUACAGUCAGCGGGAGAAGUGCUGCGACUGAGCCAGGACAAACUGGAGGUGGUCAACCUACAGACUGUCGACAGUGCACAGCUCGUUACACAGAUACACCAGAUUGAAGAAGUUUUAGCUGAUUUGGAGUUGGUGGAUUCCAAGCUGGACAUCAUGAAGAAAUCAUCAUUCACCCUCCAGCGAUCUUUGCCAACAGCUGAGGCCAAGGUUCAGUCCCAGGAACAGUUCAUGGUGUUAAUGGAGAAAUUUGAAAGAUUCCGUGAUGAGGUCAAGGAGCAGGAGCAAGUUCUACAGGAGGAGAUUGAUGACCGCGGAUCGUUCCUGGAGGAAGUCACUCAGAGCAUCAACUGGCUCACAGAGAGUCGGACGGAACUGAACAACCUGAAAGCAGACAACGACCAGACAGACCUCAAGCAGAUAGAGAAACAUAAGAUGCUAGAGCAAGACAUUUCCGUCCGAAUGGAACAGAUGCGACGUCUGGUUCAAACACAAGAAGCCAAAUACAGUUCCCAGGGGAGAGAACUCCCACAGGAGCUGCAGAUCGAGCUGGAGAGGAUGAAGGAGCUGCAGGCGGACGUGUUGAUGAUCCUCCGAGUGAAGGAGGAGGAGCUGACUUACAUCAACGAGGACCGCAGACAGUACAUGGCCACACUGCAGGCCGUCACAACGUGGCUCACACAGGCAGAUGCUGGUCUGCAGGAACACAUCGUCAGCAUCCCUCACAGUCAGGAGAAACAGCAGGCUCUGCUGAGUGAAUUUGAGGACUUUAAGCAGCAGUUGGACAAACUGCGCACCAAGGGAGGUGAAAUUAUUCGACACUGUCAUGACUCAGACGAGAAGCAGGGAAUUCAGAAGACUCUCGCCGAUGUGAAUCGACAGUGGCUGUCGCUGCAGGCCGCCACUGCGGAGCGAACCCGGCGGCUCAAUGAGGCAGUGGAGUUGUCUCUCUCUGUCAAAGAAGCCACUCACAAUCUUGACACAUGGGCUGAACAGACUGAGUCUCUCAUACAGGCAGAACUCACGGGUGCUGAUUUUAAUAGCGUGAAGGAAGAGUUAAAGACAUUUAAGAAAGUAUCGCGUGAGGUGGAACAAACCAAGGACAGACUGACCAACCUGAAUGUGACUGUGAAGCAACUGAGUCAGCUGUGUGAUGCCUCGGACGCCACAGACAGACUGGACACAAUGAACCGACGUCUGGCCAGCAUCGAGAACCAGACAGAGAACAAGAUGCAGAUGCUGGAGGAAAGGAGCUCUCGCAUGGAGGGGUACGAAAAGGAGAUCUCCGAUCUGAUGAGAUGGCUGGAGCAGACACGAAUCCACCUCAGUAUGAGAGACACGACAAGGAGUUUAAAGGAGCAGUUGGUUACCAAUGAGAAACUCCUGCAGAAUGUCAAAGACAACAAAACCCGGGCCCAGAUGGUUCUGCAGAAACACGCAGAGCUUCAGAACAUCUCGGGUGACACGACAACAUCGCAGGCGUCGCGCGUCAUGACAGAGAUGUUGAACCUGGAGCAGGCUGCAUCUGAGACGUGCGACACACUCCGUGAUGCGAUCGAGGAACAGGAGAAGUACGAGGAGGAGAUACAGCAGCUGAACGCCACCAUUGCUGAUGCACAGGAGAAGCUGUUGGCGUCGCCGGUGAUGGCCACGAGUGUGGAGGCACUCAAGAAGCAGAUAGCUGAACAUGAUAAUUUAGCUUCACAAAUAAAGAACUACCAAAUGCGAGUCAAUGAAAUAAAUGAGAAAAGCCGAGAACUUUCCGAGAAAAGCUUGCAGCGAAGUCCAACUCUAGUCCGUAAACGUUUUAUGUUGAGUGCAACAUAUGGAACAGACUUCCAAGGCAACUACACGGGUCGGGAGCCACCGAUCUGGGCACAGCAUCAAAAUGGCUACGACAGUUUUACUACAGAUAGUGGAUUACACAUAUCUUCUAGCAUGUCUUCGAACACUGGGGCAAUGAGACCUGGGUUUUCGUGGUCAUCGUUCUCCGAACAGUCGGACAGUAGCACGAUUAGAAAAACAAAGUCUCAGUCAUUUAGAUCUAGUGGAAAUAUAGAUGACUUCAGUGGGGGAGAGUACUCGCGGAGCAAAGAAAGUUUGUUAUCGAAUAGAUCCGACAAUCUAGAGCACACACUGCCAAGGACUGGACGUGAUGUUCCAGGACAAAUGGCUUCUUCUGGAUACUACGGUUCUGAUUCUAAACUGAGUUCAAAACAGAGACAGGAGCGGUAUGGAGGAGACUCUCCUUUCCGUCCAAUCAAGUCUGAUGUUGAUGGUGAGAAGUAUUCUUCCAGGAAACAGAGACAUGAACCUCAGAGCCUAUCUCCUGAUACAUCAUCACACACAACGGGAAGGUCACAUUCUCCGAAAUUCAGUGUUUCCCAGGAUUCUAUUCGGCUAGCGUCUGAAUCUCCUGAAGACCGCAGAUAUUAUAGUCCUCCACACAUGCGAUCUCUUUCACCCAUGUCGUUUCGUGACAAAGCGGCUGUCCGGCAUGGUGUGGGGGCAUCACAUGGUCAGCUGGACAAGCACUUGGGUGAUGCAGCAGAGCAGAGAGAGCGAAGUGCAUCGUUUGGGACGAGGGUGAGCACCGUGGGUCGGCCGCUGGGUCAGACAGGACAGGUGGUGGAGCUGAACAUGUCUCUCAGCUCACUACAACAACAGGCAGCAGUGAAGGAGAAGGAGCUGCAGACAGCGUUACAGAAACAGGAGCGCUACCAGCACUCGGUGCAGGACAUCACCGCCAAGAUGGAGCAGGUCCACCAGCGACUCACACAGCAGCCACUACUCGGACUGGCCGACAACUUCGAGCAGGAGAUGCAAGACUACAAGGAAAGUCUUCAAGAACUGGAGGGUAUCAAGGAGGACAUUGCCAAGGUCAAGGAGAGAGGUCGUCAGCUGAUGGAGCAGUCAGACCCCGAGGGAUACCAGGCAAUGCAGGCCACACUGACUAUGAUGACUGACCGCUUGGACAAUCUGCAGACCAUCGCAGAUGAUAAGGGAAAACAACUCCAGGAUGCUGCAAGACAAAAGGAGAAGCACAACAUUCACCUCCAGGCCUACAAGAAGAGGGUGUCUGAGCUGGAGUCUUGGAUGGACGAGAUGAAAGUUAGACAUGCAACCAGCGGACUCACCACGGAGGGCCCAGAAGCUCUUCAGCAGCAGUUGCAGGACAAUAGAGAACUGCAGGAUGAGAUCAACAAGCGCCAACAGCUCAUCCACGACCUGGCUCUCCAGUGUGACAAUGUUUGUGAAUCGGAGUCUCCCGCCACUGCGGAGAAACUGAGGAAUCAGCUGGCCAGCAUUCAGAACCAGCUGGGAGAGUUCAAACUGGCGGCCAUUGACAAGCAGAGUCAGCUGAGGAGCACGAUGAAGGAGUCUGAGAAACGCCACAGAGAGAUGGAGGACUACGAGUCUAACGUGGCCAAGUUACAGCAGUGGAUCACAGACACCAAGCAGAUGACCAUGUCGCCACUGACUACUGAAGUCAGUGUCAAACUCCCUGAACAGCAGAAACUGCAACAGGAGUUGGCAUCAGAUCUGAGUGAGCACCAGCAGCUGGUGAGACAAAUCUCUCUGAGUGGCCAGCGAUACCAGGAGGCAGGUCACGGCGUGGAUGGAGACAGACUGAAGACACCACCUACAUUGACUGAGGCCCAGCUUCAGCUCCAGUGGGAGAAUCUACAGCGAGACAUCAGCAACAAGAAGAGCAACCUAGAGGAUAUCGUCAGAACCAGGAAACCUGGGGAAAUAGCAACCUAUGGGCUGCAUUCCUUUGGAUCGAGUGCUGAUACAAUCCGGAACCUGAAUGAAGUGCGGCAGAUAAUCGGAGAUCUUGGAGAAUGCUGGGAACAGCUCCAAGACCAGGUGGAACAUCGCCAGUUACGACUGGAGGAUGCACUGUCCUUCCAGCAACAGUUCCUGCAUGCACUACAGAGCAUUUCCUCCUGGCUCGACUUCGCAGAACAGCGAGUGCUGGCACCAGACUCCAGCCAGUCCACAGAGACGCAGCUGAGAGAAAAUGAAGCUCUUCAGCAUGAAAUCAAAGCCUUGCAAGGGGAGAUAACUAAAAUGAGCAAUCAGGCACAGCAGCUGUUGGCAUCAACUAAUCUGCAAAGUCGAGAUCUGAUCCAGCAGACACUGGCCAGUUUGAAUGACAGAGUCAUAAUGCUAGAAGGCCAAGCCCAGUCCCAAGGGGAGGAACUCCGCAAGGUCAACUCUUUGUGGAAACAGUAUCAGGAUGAGGUUCGCAGUUUACACACAGGACUACAGGAAGCUCAGAAGAUGAUAUCAACCCAGCCUCAGUCCUCAUCUCUACCACAGCUCACCACAGAGAUGAAGGUUUUGAAUCCUGAAGUUGUGAGAAUUGAACACCACUUGCACAAUUGUGAAGGACAACUUGAACAUUUGAAGAGACGAGAAUCAGAGUUAACUGCCCAUUAUCCACAAGGCACAGUUCCAUCUGAACUGAACACAUUGCAGACAAACUACAUGGAUCUACAGAGAAAGGUGAUGGACAGGAAAGCCAGCCUACUGCAGUCAACAUCUCAGCAGGAGCAGUACGCUACCUUACUCAAUGACUACACCGAGUUUAUCUUGACCGCUGAGGGCAAAUUACAGACCGACUCUAUCUCCAGCACAGAUCUUGCCCAUCUCAAACAACAGCUCAGUUCACAUAAGGAUUUCUUCAGCGAUCUAGAAGUGCACAAGGCCAUGCUGGACUCCAUGGCUUCCCAGUGUGACCCCACCUCCCAGGAGGACCACCAGGCACAGCACUCACGUCUUAGCAACCAGACCCAUGUUCUAGUCGAUCAGGCCAGUCUUCACGGUCAGCGGCUGGAGCGGCUGGUCCGACAGUGGUCCGAGCUGGACACCAUGUACACUCACCUUCAGCAGGUGUUGUCCAGCAUCGAGCAGCAGAUCCCCAAACCGGUGGCCAGUGGUGACUCCCUGGCGACCAUCCAGGAGAAGCUGACGACGUACCAGCGCCUGCAGAAGCAGCUGGGAGAGGAGAAGGGUGCCGUGUUUGAGGUGGUGGAUCGUGGUAAGCAGAUCCUGCACAGCGUCAACUGUCCCACGCUGGAGGCUUUGGUCACAGACAUGGCCGACAAGUGGGUCGACUUGAACACACGGCUCACACAGGAGCUCAAGAAAAUGGAAACUUUGGGAGAUCAACUGCAGACAUUUGAAGCAGAGGCAACCAUCUUGAAUUCAUGGCUUGCCACAGCAAAGAUGAAACUUGCCAGUAUGAAACAGCUAACAGAAAAAGACCGACAAAGCAUGGCUGCCAUUAGAACCAAAGUGGAGAAACUUUUGGAGUUCCAGAAGGAGGUGGAGAACCAGCUUCCACUGAAGAACAAAGUUAUCACAGUCGGCCGACAGCUCCUCCAGAACAAGAACUACAACACCACGGGUCUGGAUGACCGCCUGGCUCAGUUUGAAGACGAAUGGGAACACCUGCAACACGACAUCAGACAGACCGAGGAGUUCCUACACCAGGCUCAGAUGGACCUGAUGCCAUCGAGGCAGGCGUUGCAUGAGCUGGAGUCCUGGCUGGAGGAGAUCAAGGAGUCUUUACAAGUGGACAGAGAAAAACCAGUCAAAACACUGGCAGAUAUUGAAGUGAUGCUGAAGAAAUAUAAAGGAUACAAAAUUGAGCUGUCCAGUAAACAGAUGACGAUGGACUUUGUAAACCAGUCCAUUCUUCAGCCAAUGCCCCAGGAUCCAACAGAAGACUUUGAGAAGGUUGACUUUGGUGAGAAGCUGGCAGAGUUGAACCGACAGUGGAAGAAAGCAAUGACAGAUGUUGGUGACCGUCUGCACAGUCUAGAACAACUGCAGGCACGCUACGAUGAGUAUGAACAAGCCCUGUUGCAGCUUCAGUCAUGGUUCCAUGAACAAGAAGACAAAAUUAAGAAGUACCAGUUGAUUGGACACGGAGUAGCUGUAAAACAGACGUUGAAGGAAUGUAAAGCGAUGCAGGAGCACAUCAAGAACAAGGAAUCUGACCUGGAAGGUGUGAAGAAACUGGCUGGAGAGCUGAUAGACCUGAGUGCAGAUUCCCCUGGCUGUCAGCGCAGUGUCCGGGAGAGCAUCGAGGACCUGAAUCGCCAGUGGCUCUACCUGGAGGAGCAGCUACUUAACGUGGAUCACCUGCUGCAUGACAUGCUGGGGCAGUGGGAGAGAUACAGCUCCGAGUUGCAGGACAUCAACCAGCUGCUCACACAGACCGAGUACUGUCUCAACCAGUACAGUCUGGUGGGAGGGGACAUCAACACGCUCCGGGCUCAGGCAGACAAACUCAAGAAUCUUGAGUCCGAGCUAGCUCACUACGAGGACCAGCUGGAAUCCUUUGUUGCCCUGGCCAACCAGCUGACACAAGUCUGUGAGGAUCCAGUCCGAACAGAGAUACAGAAAACAGUUGCCGACAUUCAGACAAAGAGGCGGCAGUUGGCUCGUGAGUUGGCUAUUAAACGAAAACAGUUUGAUGACUGUCUGCACCACUGGCAGCUCUAUGAGACUCAGUACAAUGAGAUCCGAGGUUGGCUGGACGGCAAGGAGAGACUCUGUCAAGAUCUUGCAGGAUUGAGGGACGAUCCUAGCAAACAAGGAGAAUGCUUUGAACAGUGCAAGCAACUGCAGAUGGAACUGGACAAUGUCCAGACCCAGGUGUCCGAUCUGUAUCGACUGAGUGACGAGCUUGCCCAACACAUGGACACUUCAACCAUUGCUAUUCUGACCUCACGUCAGACGUUGUUGGAACAGAGACUGAUGAACCUGAGACAGAUGCUGUCCACCCAGUCCGACACCCUCAAACAAGACAUGUCGCAGCUGAGUCACUUCAGUGAGGUGUUCGACUUCAUCAACAACUUCCUCACCUACGCCGAAAACAUCUUGGGAGCUGAAGACCCUAACAAAUCAGCCGAUGAGUCUGACCUCCGCAGCCGCAUGGACCAGCUCAAGGAUCUUCUGAGCCAGUUCAAUACCAACUCAGACAGGUUAGAUGGUCUGAAUGGACUGGGGUACCGACUUGCUCUCUGUGAUGGCGAUGCCAAUAGACUGAGUGAUCUGAAUCAUCGCUGGUACAAUCUGUAUGGCGAGUGUAAAGAGAGGUGUAGGACUCUCCAGGGCAACAUGCUGGUUCAGCAAGACUUCACAGAGAAGUGUGAGUCUUGGAUGACCUUCCUCGCUCAGACGGAACAAGACCUGGCACUGGAGAUUGGAGACAACCUGGCUGAUUUACUUGACCAGCAGAGAAAGUGUGAGAAAUUUGAAUCUGAUAUGUAUGCACGACAGCAAGUUCUACAUGCUAUAAUAAAUGAUGGCCAGCAAAUGUUGAAAACAGGAGAUGUAGAAGAUGAGGAGGAAUUUAAGCAAAAACUUCAGUUAUUGGCUGAACAAUGGCAGAGUGUGUCCAGAAGAGCCAAUCAGAGAAAGGCUAUCAUUGACAAUACCAUUAAACAAUGGAAGAUGUUCAAUUCUCUAAGUGAGCAGCUUCGUGAUUGGCUAAAUAGGCAAGAAAAGGACCUGGAGUCAUAUCAGUUUGAAUCAGCAUCCUUGCAGCAAAUAAGAAACCUUCUUGAGAAAGUUAGGAACACUCAGGGAGAGCUCCGGCUGCAGGAAGACAACCUGAAGAAGGUCCGUGACCUUGGCAACACCUUGCUCCAGCGAGCGGAUGGGGAUGCUGCGGAGGAGCUGAAGGUGUGCCUGGCCCAGCUACAACACAGCUACCUGGAGACCUUCUCCCAGCUGGAGGAGCACCGCGCCCACCUGGAGGAGGUGCUCAAGGAGUGGAAGGAGUGUGAGGAGGACAUUGAGGACAUUCUCGGCUGGCUGAAGGAGACGAGGAAGUCUCUUUCUUCAGAACUUCCAUCGAAGUACGAUGACUUGCAGUCAGACCUCAGCAUCUGCAAGGACAUUAGCACAGCAUUUGCUAACUCUGAAGACCGCCGCCAGACACUGCUGGCUCGUGAGAAAAAACUGAGUCGCUUGAUUCAGUCCGAGGACAUGAACAUUCUCCACCAGAGGAUCCGUUUGCUCAACAAACAGUGGGAUGAACUAUCUAGUCAGUCGGCACUCCGAGACCAGCGAAUCCGUGACUCUGUGUGUCGAUGGUCUGGAUUUGGAGACCAGCUACGGGAGAUCACUGAGUGGAUUGAUGACAUGGAGGUCAAGGUCAUCUCCACAAGAGAAAUGCAUGUAGAGGAUCUACUUGAGAAGCUGGAAACGGAAUACAAGCACGACUUGAUGAUGAAGGAGAGAAUCAAAUCAGAUCUUGUUGAUCAAGGUCAUCGACUCAUGAAGGUCAGUAGCGAGAUUCGAGCCGCAGACAUUGAACACAGACUUCAAAAACUGGAAGACAGAUGGCAGCACCUAAAGGCUGUAGUUAACUUCAGAGAGCGAAAACUGCGUGAGACAGUGUUGGCAGUAAAGCAGCUAGACAUCAGUAUGAGAAACCUGGGCCGGUGGUUAACUGACAUAGAACAGGAGCUGAGUGGGGCCCUCGUGUACCGGGAGUGUGACAUGCAGGAUAUCCAGGCAAAACUUCAACACCAACAGGAAUUGCAGCAAGACAUUGAACAUCAUAGUGCCGGUGUGGCCUCUGUACUGAACCUGUGUGAAGUGCUGCUGCACGACUCAGAUGCCUGCCCAACAGCGGUGGAAUUUAAUGCUCUGCAGAACACCAUGAAAACCCUGGACAGACGAUGGAGAAAUAUCUGUGAACUCUCACCUGACAGGCGAUCAAGGAUCGAGGAGACAUGGGUGUUAUGGGAGUCAUUCCGUGAAAAUUGUAAAACUUUCUCUGACUGGUUGGUGGAUGUGGAGACUGAGAUUGGUGACUGUGAUGUCACAGAUGUAUCGGUGGAAAUGACAAAGGACGAAAUCAGGAAGUAUGAGGGUCUUCAGCGUAACAUCCACGACCACUUGAAUGAGCUGGAGACGAUCAACAAGCAGUACCGCCGCCUGGCCAAGGAGGGCCGCACCGACAGUGCUGGCCGGAUGCGACUGAUGAUGCAGGAGGUGAACGAGCGCUGGGACCACCUCCAGCAGCAGACGUCGGCCAUUAUGAAGUGUCUGCGACACUCGGCCAGCAUCCGCCACGACUUCAACUCGACCCGUGCCGUCCUUAUGAACUGGCUCACUGAGGUCGACAUGCAGCUCACCAACAUUGAACAUCUCUCACACAUGGAUAUCGCAACACGCUUGGCUGAAAUGAAGCGAAUUGAGGAAGAGAUUGACAUGAAGCGUAACAAACUAGCAUACCUGGACGAAUCAGCCAUUUACCUGAUGCAGAAAGGUGAUGCUGAUGAAGUCGUACAGGUCCAGCAGGAACUGGACGAGUUUCGCCAGUACUCCAGACAGGUCCUCGACAGAGUGGCCAUCGUCCAUGCCAAGCUGGAGCUUAUAUCUGCUGGCCAGAUUGAAGACAUUGCCACGUUGGAACGAAGAACACUUGACCAGCCAAACCAGGAAUACUCAAUGGCAUCAGCUGAUGUGAAGCUACGUGAGCUGCGUGAAGCUCGAGCUACCGUCUCGGUUGACUGGGAUGCCAGAGAACUGGAGGCGUAUCUAGAGGCAUCUCCACCGGAAAGUCCUCCACACAAACGACGGGCCCGUCAUCCAAGAGACGUCAUAGACUCAGGAUCACUAAUGCGAGAAGAUCGACAGGCACAGAUUCGGAUGGAGGUUUUCCAGAAGGCCAAGACAGCAAAGGUGGAAGAACUGAUGGAGCGAUUAGUCGAUGCUAUGGAAGAUGCAGCAGCAAAACUCACAGACGCCGAGAGACAGCUACACAGCCAUUCACCGGUACGGGAUGCAAGAUGGGCCACAGAGAACAUACAAUUACAGAUGCAUCAGUGUGAGGCUGCAAUAGAGACAAUGCAAAGAAUAGACCAGUUGCUUAAGGUGGAGACUGGUAUGACCACCAUAGCCAGUGCAGACUCCCAACUCAGAAAUAUCAUGAGACGAUGGGACACAUUGCAAGCCAAAGUCUGUGACAGAGACCAACAGAUGAGCCAGGAGAGACACGACUUUGCCCAGUUUAAGACAGAUCUUGACAACAUGUUGGCCUGGCUCGAUGAAGCUGAGGCUUUGCAGUCUACUCAGGAAUCCAUGUUUGGUGACAUCAGCCAACUCAAUGCAAUCAUUCGACAGUAUAAGGACUUUUUGGUGCAACUGGAAUCCAAGAAAACAAGGGUGCUAUCUAUUAACCUCAUCAGCAAGAACUACAUCAAUACACAAACUGCCGAAGGCCGAGAACUCAAUGAGAGAUUACGACAGAUGAAUCGUAGGUGGGACGCCAUCACACUGCGAGCAUCUGAAAUUCACAAGGAGCUUCAAGGAGCUCUUCUAAGAAGCCAGGAGUUUCACCACACGAUCCAUGACUUGCUGCUGUGGCUGGAGAACAUCGAGACUCAAGUACAGCAGUGUGAACCUAUCAACCUGAACAGCGAGGACGCAGCAUUGUGGGCCAAGUACAGCAAGCUAGUUGACUUAAGAGGAGACCUAGAAAGGAACCAGCCAAAGGUUUUGGCUUUGAAGGAUACCACAGACCAGCUGCUGAAGAACUCCGACUCACAGGAAAUGGUGAACUCCAAGGACAAGAUCCACCUGAUUGCCAACCGCCAGAGAACUUUGCUGCAUCUGUGCUCGUCAUACAUCUCGAGUCUUGAGGACAGAUUAGAUGUGUCGGGACGGAGAAGCGCAACUGUCACACUAGACCGGACUGAUCUGACAUCUGGAUUUGGUGGAGUAGCCCGAAUGUCACGCUCCAGUUCCCCACGAGUUGGACUCUUCCAUCCGGGAUCUUCAUUACGCACCAGAAAUAGAUCACCAUUUGCCAUCUCUCGACAGCUUUUAUUUGGAGAGGCCAGACCCUUGCUGCAGGCCAGCCCCCUGGACAGUGCAAAUUUAACUACAGGACCUAACAUUCGAAGACGGCGGCGGCCAUUACUUAGCCGUGUUCUUCGAGCUGCUCUUCCGUUGCAGCUGUUGUUGUUGCUGUUGUUAGGACUUGCGUGUCUGGUUCCCGUGUGUGAGGACGACUACAGUUGUACGCUAGUGAACAACUUGAGACAUUCACUGUCACCAAUGUUACAGUACAUGGACGGACCCCCACCAGUGUAAACUGAUUCAAAUCAUUUUCAGUCAUAGACCAUUUCACUUCAAAUCAGACCAGUUUGGAAGAUGUAUAAUAACAUGUUUUAAUCCGCCAUUAAGAUGCUGGUGAAAUGUAUUGAUAUGUGUUGACAAAAAAAACACAUUAUAUAUUUGUUUUCAACUUUAAAAAUAUGUAUAUCAUUUUAAACUAAUCCAAUAAGAUUUUUUUCUUAUGGCAAAAAAAUAUGUAUUAUUUUAUCAAAUAACAAGAGACUAGUUGAUAAUUGUACCAGUACAUAUAUGUGUGUAAAAAAAUAUGUAUGUUUUUCAGCUAUAGACCAUUUCAUUUGAAAUCAGUUUAAUUAGAAGGAUAUUUUAUGUGGUAAGAUGUUUUUAUCAGCUAAUAAGACUGUAACUAAUUGUGUGAUAAUGAACAGUGCUACACGGUUUGACCGUCUUCAUCAAACCCCCAAAACAACCAGAAAAUGUACAUUCAUAUACAUAUGUGGCUUACUUCUUUCUAAAUGCUUUGUACAUACAGAAUACAAGCAAUUUUAUAUAAUAUGCAUGCAUUGUAUAUGGGAAACAACAUUUCCAUUUUUAGACAAUGUAUAACAGAAGAACCACCUUACAUUUACAUCUUACAUGUUUAUAAUUGUUACUUGCCGUACAUUUUAUGAUUAGUUUCAUUCAGAUAAUAUUUUAUUACUACAACAAUUUGUACAUUUUGUUGACCAGUACAUUAUGAGAGAAAUCAAAUAUAUUGUACUGUGAACCACUUUCAAAAUAUAUUGUGUGUAUCAUAAUAUCUCGUAUAUGGGUGCUGCCUGUUUUAGUACUAGACUGACAUAUGAAAUAUAUCAGCUUUAGAGUACACUAACUUGUAUAUGAAAUGUAUCAGUUUGUGAGUAGUCUAGUGAAUGUAGUUUAAUACAGAUCUGCUUGACCCCACCUGUGAUAAUCUAUAAUGGCAGCACACUGGUAAUGUAUUGCACUUCAUAAUGCUUGAGUUCUGUAAUUACGAACAUGUAUUUAGAGAAUUGUUUUGUGUAUUCUACCUCCUGUAUAUCGGUGUGUAUGAACUUUGUAAUCAGAUACAAUUUUAACUUCAAUCAUGCUUAUUCUUUCAUAACAUUGUGCAUGUAUUAUUACUGACUGAAGAAAAAAAAACUAAAUGUUUUUUUCUUUCAUUAUAAUGGUUUUGUAUAUUACAUAUAUGACUGUACAUUAUUUAGAGACUUUAUAUGUGUUGUAUUUAUUAACUGCAUUGUUCAUUUGUAACAACUGCCAUAUCAUGUGGGCUCUUUGCCAAACAGUAAUAUCUUUUUCUCAUUGAAUGACUAAGUGCUUAAUGACUGUGAUAAUAAAGCAUACUAUUUUAUAA
Molecule: messenger RNA, 25185 nt
Organism: Gigantopelta aegis
Lineage: Eukaryota; Metazoa; Mollusca; Gastropoda; Neomphalida; Peltospiridae
Product: nesprin-1-like
Exons: 109
Coding region: 189-23828 (7879 amino acids)
Biological process (GO): nuclear migration
Cellular component (GO): meiotic nuclear membrane microtubule tethering complex; nuclear outer membrane; cytoplasm
Molecular function (GO): actin filament binding
Source: RefSeq, a predicted model, not a curated record